Molecule: messenger RNA, 9232 nt
Organism: Conger conger (European conger)
Lineage: Eukaryota; Metazoa; Chordata; Actinopteri; Anguilliformes; Congridae
Product: trichohyalin-like
Exons: 42
Coding region: 80-9232 (3050 amino acids)
Biological process (GO): signal transduction
Molecular function (GO): molecular adaptor activity
Source: RefSeq, a predicted model, not a curated record
UCUGCAGUGUAAAUGCAGGUUUGACGCUAUUGUUUACAACGGAGGUGCCAGUGAUUAUGUUUUUAAGUGUAUUACAACGAUGGACGAGACACGGAGGAACCUAGAUGAUGGAAAACUCAAGAAGGAUGCAGAGUUGCGGCAGAUUUGCGCGCCUCCCCCCGGGGGCCAGCAGGGGGCAGAGCUGCGGCGUGGUGCGUGUGCGGGGGCGCGUGAGGCCGCGCUGCAGCGGUGGAGAGAGCAGGUCCAGCGGCACCGGGGAAGCCCUGGGGCCGAUGCUCAGACGGGGCUUACGGACAGCCCCUUCCCCCACGGACAUGACCCCCUGAUGGAGAAGUACCUGGCCUCCCCAGCCCAGAGCGACUGCCCGCUGGGAGACACGGGGGAUUGUGGGUACUGGCGUGACUCUGCAGACCUGGACGGGAGCUCGGAGGAGGAGGAGGAGGAGGGGGAGUCGGGCACGGCCCUGCUGGUGCAGCAGUGCAGGGAGCUGGCCUCCCGGCUGGGCGAGAGGGAGGCGCAGCUGGAGGCCCUCCGGCACGAGGCCCGGCGCUCGGCGCAGGGGCUCCAGGAGGCGCUGGGGAAGGGCGAGGAGCUGACGAGGGCUCUGGAGGCCGAGAGGGAGCGCAGGACGCAGGGCGAGGAGCGGGGCCGCCGCGCCCUCCAGGCCGAGCUGCACCUCCUGCGGACCCGGCUGGGCAGGGAGGAGCGGGCCGCCGAGGAGGCGCGGGGCCUGGUGGCAGAGCUGGGCCAGGAGAAGGAGCUGCUCCUCGCGCAGCUGAGGGGGCAGGAGCAGCUGGUGAGGGAGGUGCAGGAGCAGAAGCUGGCCGGGGAUUCGGUGAGCAGCGAGGUCCAGGCCCUGUUCGGCCGGCAGCUGUCCGUGCUGCAGGAGCAGCGGGAUCGGGCGCAGGGCAUGCUGGACCUUCAGCAGGCCCGGAGUCUGACCGCCUCCCGGCUGCUGGGACAGAGGACCCUGGGCCUGGACUCUGCCCUCCAGCAGCUCCAGCAGCUCCAGGCCCGGCUGGCAGAGAGGGAGGGGAGAGAGCAGGGGCUGGCUGCAGAGAAGCAGGAGCUGGAGUCCCGGCUGCGCCACCUGCAGCAGCGCCUGGCGGAGGCCGAGCAGGCCGUGAGCGCAGGGCUGGAGGAGCGGGUCGGGCAGGAGGCCCGCGGGGGAGCGCUGGAGAUCCGGGCGAGGAACGCGGAGAACGCCCUGCAGACGGCGCGGUCCCAGCUGCAGGAGCGCGCCCUGGAGCUCCGCGGCCUGACGGCGGAGAGGGAGGCCGCCGCGUCAGAGCGGCGGGAGACGGAGGGCGCCCUGCGCGCGGAGCUGGAGCGGGUCCGCGAGGAGCGGAGGCAGCAGGUCGCCACGGAAACCCUGCUCCAGAGCGAGGCUGAGAAGCUGCACAGGGCGCACCAGGAGGAGUUGGGCCGGCUGACGGAGAAACACCAGCAACAAGUGACUGAGCUGGGAGAGAAGCAGAGGAAGCACAUCAUGCUGAUAAAAGAGGUCCACGAGCGGGAGCACGAGCGGGAGAUGGCAGAGCUGGCCGCCCAGCAGGAGGCGGAGCUGAGCCGCAUGGGGACGGAGCUAAGGGACAGCCUGGAGACCGCCCAUCAGACAGAGCUGCUGCAGGCGCAGACACAGCACGCUCUCGAGCUGGAGGCCCUUCGGCUGAGCCUGACCAAUCAGCACGCAGCCCAGCUGGAGUUGUCCCAGAAUGCCCUGCAGCAGCGCGAGGAGGAGGCGCUGAGAGAGCAGCGUGAGAACCUGAGCACCGGGUGGUCCCGGGACUCCUCCCAGCUCCAAGCACAGCAGCAGGCCGAGCUGGAGAAGCUACAGCAGGAGAACCGGGACCGGGCCCAGAGGGCCGACCAGCAGCACCGCCAGGAGAAGGACGGUUUGAACCGUGAGUGGGAAACUCGGCUGCUGAAGGAGAAGAUCUGUAUGGAGGAGCAGCAGGCCAAUCAGAUUGAGGCCCUGAGGGCGCAGUGGCAGAGGGAGUCGGACCAGGCCCUGCAGGAGGUGCAGACCUCCAGGGAAGAGGAGCUUCAGCGACUGCAGGAGGAACUGAGCCGUGUGCGUGCGGAGUGGCGUGAGGCUGCCAGAGUGAAUGCGGAUCUGGUGGCUGGCCACCAGGGGGCACUGCAGGAGCAGCAGGACCGGGCUCGACGUCUGGAGGAGCGUUUCAGCGCCAGCGCAGAGAGAGAGCAGCAGCUGCAGGAGCAGGUGGAGAGACUGCAGGCAGACCAUGUGACUCUGAAGUGGAGUUGGGAGCAGGAAGUGGGCCGUCUGCAGAACGAGCAGGAGGGUCUGAGGGAGCAGCUGCAGGCCCAGGCGGAGGAGGAGGAGGAGAGGAUGAAGAGGGAGCUGUCCCGCGAGCGGAGGGAGCUCCAGGAGCAGAAGGAGGCGGAGCUCGAGAGACUGCGCUUGCACUUCACGCAGCGGCUGCGCGUCGCGGAGGAGAGCCACAGAGAGGAGGUGCGUCUGCUCCAGCAGCAGCUCGCCGAGGGAAGCUCCGCCCCCCAGGAGGGGAACGCCAGCUUCCUGUGGGAGGGGGGUGUGGAUGAGGACCAGGCCGACAUGAUCGCAGAGAUAAACCUGAAGCUGGAAAAGCACAAGGAGGAGCUGGCCUCCUUGCGGAUGCAGUUGGAGGAGAGACACACUCAGGAGUUGGGUCACCUGAGGGCCAGCCUGGCUCUAUCUCACCGUGAGGAGCUCCUGCAGGUGAAGACUCACCUGGCCGAACGCUACCUGUCCCAGACCCAGGAGCUGGAGAGCCGGCACGCCCAGGAGCUGGACCAGCAGCGGGCCCGACUGUCCGAUAGACACGCCAAAGAGAUCGGACGGCUGCGGUUGCAGAGUGCCCAGGACGCGGCACGGCAGGUGGAGAGGGAGGUGCAGGAGAGGAGCAGGGCGGAGGCUCAGCAGCAAGGGGACCGCCUCAGAAACACCCAGGAAAAGGUGCUGGAUGGACAAAAUGGCCGCGCUACCCGCCUUGUCUGGAGCGCUGGACAGAUGUUGUGUUGUGUGUGUCUGUUUUUUCUUGGAAAGCUGAAGCAGGAGUUUGCGGAGCAGUUGCGUGUGGAGGUGCUGAAGGCCAGGGAGCAGGAGGGGGAGAGGGUGCGCCACGUGAUCUCCCAGGAGCAGGAGGAGGCGCUGGGCAGAGUGAAGGAGGAGCUCCGGAGCCAAGCGGAGGCCCAACUCUCUGCCCUGGGGCAGGAGGUCAGGGCGCUGCAGGAGCAGCUGGAGGAGGUGCGGAGGAGGCCACGCUCCCCUCGGGACAGUCCGGGGAGCGAGCAGGACCCGCGUCUCCUCGCCGUCAGGCAGAAGAUGGAGGCGCAGUUUCAGAGGGAGCUCCUCACGGCCAAACAGCUGAUGGCCGAGGAGGUGAAGGAGCUGAACGCGCUCCUGCUGGAGCAGGGGGAGGCCAAGCUGCAGGAGGCGCAGAGGAGGUUUGAGGAGGAGCGGAAGGAGCUGGAGCAGAAACGGGAGACGGCUCUUCAGGAGCUGCAAUCCCAGAAUGCUUUGCUGCAGGAGCGCUGGGCGGGGCUUGACCCCCUAAGGGCGGAGCUACAGGCCAAACACAGGGCGGAGCUAGACUCUCAGGAGGCGGAGCUGCUGGAGAGGAGCCACGCCCAGCUGCGGGCCCAGGAGGCGGAGCUGCAGCGGGAGAGGGAGGAGCUGGAGGCGCGGAUGCUUUCCAACAUGGACUCCCUGGAGACGGCCCUACUGCGGGAGGUGGAGGCGGCGCGGGGGGAGAGGGACGGGGCCCUGCUGGCCCUCAGGGGCCACACCGCCCAGCUGGACGGCCUGAGGACGCAGCACCAGGCCCAGCUCGGCCUCCUCUGCAUCGAGCUCCGGAAGGAGCUGGACCUGGUCCUCGGGGCCGAGCCCCCCAGCACAGCAUCUCCGGCGGGGCCCGGCCAGGUGAGCUCGCUGGGCUCCGGGACGUCCCGCCUGCAGGAGGAGCGGGAGGGAGAGCCAGAGAAGGAGCAGGAGGAGGGGCCACAGGAGACGCAGUUUGUGGACACUGGAGGGCUCACUCGGGAGCUGGGAGACCUGUUCUCCAAAUUGAAGGCUGAUCUGAGAGCAGCAGCUGAACAGAGGAGGGGCUUUCAGGAGGCCGUCGGGCAGCUGCAGGAGGUGCUGAGGGAGGUGGUGAGCAGCACUGUGGCCACAGAGGAGGAGAUCCAGAGGAGGCUAUGCACCCACGAGGAGCCCAGGGGGAGCUGUGGAGAGGAGGCGAGGGCGGUGCUUCCGGACCCCGCCCCGUGGUCGGUUCUGACGGACGGUGGUCUGAGCCGGUCUCAGAGGCUCUCAGAGGGCCUGUUCUCCGGGCCGAGGCAGGAGGGGCAGGGGCAGGGGCAGGGGCAGGUGCUGGGGCAGGUGCUGGGAGUCUCGGCCCGUUUGCGUUCUGCUGUGGACAGGCUGCUGGAUCUGCUGCAGGUGGAGUGGCAGCUCAGCCAGAGCAGAGAGGAUUCUGGGCAGCGCCGCCCCCUACAGCAGCUGGACCUGCUCAACGGGCCGGCUGAGCUCAGCUCAGUGGUGAACACUGCGGUGGAGGAGGUGCUCCAGCAGAAGGAGGUGCAGGAGCUGGUGCAGGAGCUGGAGGAGCAGGAGGCGGAGCUGCUGGCCCUGCGGGAGGAGAGAGCCCUGCUCCUCCGUCAGAGGGAGGCGCUGGCCGGGCCCCUCGGGGACACAGAGCGGGCGCUGUUGGAGGAGGCGCAGCGUCUCUUGCGGGAGAAGGGGGAGGUGCAGCGGCAGGCGGAGAGGCACUGGGGCCGGCUGGCCUCCCGUCUCCGCCUGAUGGAGGAGGAGGUGGAGGAGAGGGACAGCUCCAGGCUGCAGGAGGAGCAGGAGCACAAGGCCCAGCUGGAGGACCUCCACCUGCAGGUCCAGGCCCUGGAGAGGCAGCUCCGACACCACCGCCAGUUCAUCCAGGAGCAGGGUGUGGAGAGGGAGCAGGAGAGGGAGGAGUUCCAGCAGGAGAUCCAGGGCCUGGAGGCGCGGCUGAAACGCCCCUCAGGAGCCCCCCCCAGAGGCACGGAGGACAAGAUGGAGGAGCUGGUUCUCCAGGUGGAGGCCCUGCAGAAGGCCCUCAGGGAGAAGGUGGAGGACCACGCCCGGCUGCUUCUGACCAAGGAGAAAUACCGCGGAGACGUGUCGGAGCAGGACGAGCAGAUCCACACAAUGGCGGCUCGUAUCCGUGAGCUGGAGCAGGCCCUGCUCAGCACAGCCCAGCCCAGCCAGGCCCUGGAGCAGCAGGGUGCACCGCUGCGUCAGCUCUGCCCCGGCUGCCUGCGGACCGACAGCCUGCAGGGCAGCCCUGACGAGGCCUGGCCCCCCGGGGGGGAAACGGACCCCUCCCUGAGUCAGCAGCUGGGGUCCUUACAGGCGGAGGUGGUGAUGGAGAUGGAGCAGGCGACAGAGGAGGAGCUGCAGGAGGAGGUGCGGGUGCAAGAGGAGGUGCGGGAGGAGGUGCAGCAGCUGCGCUCCCAGGUGCAGCACCUCCUCGGCGACAGGGCGCGGCUGCAGCAGGGCUGGGAGGUCGAGGAGGAGCGGCUGCAGGAGGUCAUCCUCAGGCUGCAGGAGGAGCUGCAGCUGGAGCUGAGCCGCGCCCCCUGGGAGGAGACGCGGGAGGGGGGCGAGCAGAGGGGCGGAGCCCUGCGUCAGAGAGAGGCGGAGCUUGUAAAUGGCCGGGGGGCGGAGCCUCCGGUGAGAUUGGCGGGUGAGGGGCGGGAGGACGCUGGGGAACAGGACCGGGGCCCGUCUGGAUCUCAGGAGCAGGACCGGGCCCAAACGCACACCCUGGAGACAGGGCUGGGCAAGAGCCCGCUCCAGGAGGAAGUAGGAAGACUCAGACAGGAAAUGACAUCACAGAGAGCCCUCAUCCGGCGGCUGAACUCCCAGCUGGAGGAACACAGGGCGGUGCUGAUCUUUGCUGAGGAGACACUGGCCAAGGCAGAGGGAGCUCUGCGGGACAACCAGGCACAGCUGUCCCUGGGGAGGGAGGGGCCUGAAGCCCUGGAGGCGGGCCAGGAGGGCCUGGAGGCGGAGCAUGUUGUAUUGUGGGCGGAGCACGCCUCCUUAAAGGAGCAGUGUGUCGCUGUGCGGGAGGAUCUGACAGCACAAACCCAGCGUCAGCUCUGCCCCGGCUGCCUGCGGACCGACAGCCUGCAGGGCAGCCCUGACGAGGCCUGGCCCCCCGGGGGGGAAACGGACCCCUCCCUGAGUCAGCAGCUGGGGUCCUUACAGGCGGAGGUGGUGAUGGAGAUGGAGCAGGCGACAGAGGAGGAGCUGCAGGAGGAGGUGCGGGUGCAAGAGGAGGUGCGGGAGGAGGUGCAGCAGCUGCGCUCCCAGGUGCAGCACCUCCUCGGCGACAGGGCGCGGCUGCAGCAGGGCUGGGAGGUCGAGGAGGAGCGGCUGCAGGAGGUCAUCCUCAGGCUGCAGGAGGAGCUGCAGCUGGAGCUGAGCCGCGCCCCCUGGGAGGAGACGCGGGAGGGGGGCGAGCAGAGGGGCGGAGCCCUGCGUCAGAGAGAGGCGGAGCUUGUAAAUGGCCGGGGGGCGGAGCCUCCGGUGAGAUUGGCGGGUGAGGGGCGGGAGGACGCUGGGGAACAGGACCGGGGCCCGUCUGGAUCUCAGGAGCAGGACCGGGCCCAAACGCACACCCUGGAGACAGGGCUGGGCAAGAGCCCGCUCCAGGAGGAAGUAGGAAGACUCAGACAGGAAAUGACAUCACAGAGAGCCCUCAUCCGGCGGCUGAACUCCCAGCUGGAGGAACACAGGGCGGUGCUGAUCUUUGCUGAGGAGACACUGGCCAAGGCAGAGGGAGCUCUGCGGGACAACCAGGCACAGCUGUCCCUGGGGAGGGAGGGGCCUGAAGCCCUGGAGGCGGGCCAGGAGGGCCUGGAGGCGGAGCAUGUUGUAUUGUGGGCGGAGCACGCCUCCUUAAAGGAGCAGUGUGUCGCUGUGCGGGAGGAUCUGACAGCACAAACCCAGACGGAGGACAGAGCUCUUGCCAGCGAGGGCCCCCCCUCCGAGCUCCACUCCCCCCAGCGCUCAGACCCCUGCAGCCCCCUGUCCCAGGACCCCUCCCACCCCCCUGAGGCCUGGAGCACCCCCUUCACACCCUCCACCUCCACCCUGGACUCCCCGCACUCCGAGCAGGUGCAGACGCUGGACGAUCGGUACUUCACCACCCUGGAGGACUGGCCCAGCGAGGGAGACACCCACAGCGAGGGCUUCAGCUUGGAUCUGGACACCACGCUGCAGGGGCCGAUGGGUAAUGAGCAGGGCCUGAGUGGCAGCUUCCUGUGGUACCUGCACACGCGGGACAUGGCUGUGGAGGACCCCACCAACAGCGCCACAGAGAGCAUGGGCCAGGAGGAGGAGCUGCUCUCUACUGAGCUGCAGGACUUGCUGAGGAGGGUGUACAGGGAGGGCCACAUGGUCUUGUCCUUGUCCGAGUCAGAGCGCCCUGUCCCUGUCUCCAUGGCGACCCCCCAGGCCCCGCCCCCCGGCUGGCAGGCGGAGAGGCGGGCUCUGCAGCAGACGGUCCUCUCUCUCAGGGAGCUCCUGUGCAAGAUGGCCGCCAGAGAGCGCCAGGCGGUACUGAGCUGCGCUGGACCCCAGAACCUGGCUCUGCUCACAGAACAGCUGAAGAAGCUCCUCAGGCAGCAGGAGGAGCAGCGGAGGCAGCACCUGGAGCAGCUCUUCUGUGCAGAACGGCUCUCCCUGUUUGAGGAGGUGCAGAACCUGCGCUCCCUGCUGAGCACCUCCUCCCUGCGCACCCAGGAGCAGCUGCGCCUCCUGCAGACCUCCCUCAGCGCCUUCCACGAGGAGGCCAGCCAAUCCUGGCACGAGGAGCCCCUGGAAGGGCGUGGGACAGAGAGGCUGCUGGGAGGAGCGCCUCGGGACAGCGAGCAGAGGGCGGAGCCAGCGGGAGGGGCGGAGCUCAGCGCCCAGCUGCCUGAGUGCGUGUGCAGCCUGCGCAGAUGUGAUGCGCCCACGCAGACGCUCCAGGCGUUGCAGCUGUCUCUGGAGGAGCAGGCCUCUCAGAUGCUCCUGCUGAGGGAGGAGGUGCAGCAGGAGCGCCAGGAGAGCAGGAGGCUCCGGAGCGAGGAGUCCCACUGCCACGCCCUGAUCGCUCAGGAGAGUCUCCACGCCAGGGAGGCGCAGAGACAGCUGGAGGAGGAGAGGGAGCUCCACGCCCGCAGCCUGGAUCAGGAGGCGCAGAGGUACAAGGAGGUGCUCAGACAGCUGGAGGAGGAGAAGGCGAGGCACGAGGAGGCGGCCUCGCAGGACAGGAGGUUCAUGGAGGAGCUGCAGGUCCACCUGGAGCAGGAGCGCGCUCGGAGUGAGGAGCUGGCGGCCUCCUCAGAACGCCUGACCCGGCAGGCCAUCCGCAGCCAGCGGCAGCUGGAGCAGGAGGUGCAGAGGAGGUGCCAGGAGGAGACGCAGAGGGAGCAGGAGGCCAUGGAGCAUCUGCUGGUCCAGAAGCUGGAGCAGGAGCGGAGGAGAGCCGACCGGCUGCAGACACAGCUGCACCUCCUGCGACAGGAGCACAGGAGAGGGAGGAGGCAGGAGGUGCUGGGGGAGACUGAGCUACAGCUCACCGCCGACAUCGCAGACCAGCCCUUCAACAGCAAGUUGAGGCGUCUGUACUGUAAGUUCCUGAGAGCAGAGAGCUACAGGAAGGCCCUGGUGUUCCAGAAGCGGUACCUCCUCCUGGUGCUGGGCGGAGUCCCGGGCAGGGAGCGGUCCAAUCUGGGGCCCGUCGGCCACAUAGGGGCGUGCCCCUCGUCUGUGGCCCCGCCCCCCCGGCCCCACCCCCUCACGCGAUUCAGGACCGCUGCCCUCGCGGCCAUCGCCAUCACACGGCUGGCGCUGCUGGUGAGGAAGUGGCGGAGAGCUUUCCGGAUCGACCGGUCGGAGAGCGAGCCUCACCAGGGAGCCGGUGAGAAGGCCCCGGCAGCCGAGCCCAGCCGCUGCCCGUUCUCCAGAACUCCCUUCCCACCCGCCGCGCCCAGCCCCGCUCCUGUCCGUCACAUCACGCUGCAGCCCGUCGCCCAGGUAACCUCUCACCUGCGCUCUGGGUCAGCGAGCCUGCACACUGACUCAUUCAAAUUACAGCAGAGACAAUUACACAAUUACACUACAGCCGUUCAGCAGACGCUGAAGUGCUGGAGGACCCGAGAGGGAAGCUCGGUCCCCAGUGCUGGAGUGAUCACAUAG